CUAAGGUUUAUGGAAGUGAAUUUCAAUGACCCUAAUGUAGGCAUCAAAAUUAGAAAAGUUUAAAAAGCAUUUUGUGUUUCAAUAUAUGUAGUGUAGAUCUUUGCCAAUUAUUGUGCUCUAGCUUAGGCUGGCAAUAUUAUCUCUUUCUUUCUCAUUAUUUGACUGCUCUACUCUCUUUAUGAAUUAGUUAUUGCUGAUUUUAUGUAGGUGGGACAAGUGUAGCUUAAUUCAUCCAUUAUGCAAAAUUUUGCAUGAAAUGUUUUUGAUAUUUCUGGCAACUCAAAUUGAAAAUAAUGGUUCUGACCAAUCCCAAAAUACCUUGCAAACUAUAUUGAAUUUGAAUAAGAAAUAUAAACAGGGUAGAGGAAAAUCUGAAAGAGAACAAAAAAAUAAAAAAAAGAGUGGAUGUUUUGCUAAUAUGUCCUCAACAGCAAAAAAACACUUAUGUAGUUGACAGGAAAAAUGAAAUUUACAACAAGCUAAGAGUGUUUGUGUCUGUGUUUCUUUGCUUCCAUAGGCCUUUUGGCAGACAUGUCCACGAUUUUGUGUUGUCCUUUUUCAGGUUUUCCUCUACCCUUUGUAUAUGGCCGCUGCCAGCUGUACAAUGGGGAUUUAUAUUUAGAUAGCCUUGGCAUACAUUUGCCAUCACUAUGGAUCUUUCAGCUUCAGAAUCAUAAAGAAAAAAUUGGUACCCUACUAAUAGUCAUAAGAAAUCAUCAUGAAAACAUUAAUUUCAUAUUUUUUAAAAUACCGAUAUGAAAAGAAUUGAAAUUAAAUCUUAGCUUACUUUUACAAUGAACACAUUUAAUAAAAAUUAUGCAUAAUAAAAAUUCUUUGAAAAGUGAGAAGCUCAUUUGCCUAUUUUUUUCUAAUGAAAUGUUUCCAGGAAUUGCAUCAGAUGAAUCAAGGCAUCACUCAAGAACUGUCUGUGACAAUAACAAAAGCUGGAAGGCUGGAUGCUUUGGUAAUGUGGUUCUCACUGCAUCUCAGUGAAACGGCUCAUAUUUCCACACACACGAGCUCAAACAGUUGCUGGGAACAGGCUGUCUUUCCUGCACAUGCUGUCAAAAUUGCACAGUCAACAGGUAGAGAUCAAAAUCCAUAUUUACGGCCAUGUCAACAAAUGUUUUGGCAAUAUGAAGAAAAUCAUGAACUUUGGUCUAAUUUAAUAAACAAAACCAAUGUGUGCCUAUGAGUGUCUUUUGUUUAUGAAAACUCUUAUUGAUGUUAUUUCUAUUUCAGUCGACAAUAUUAUUAUGAGUAAAUAUGAAUGUGUGUGCAUUUGAUUUAAUUUGAACAAGUUUCAAAUUAUUCUUGAUUAAGUAAAAGUCAUUAAAAGUGGUUAUUUUUCAAUUCAUUCCCAUUCAAAUUUGUUUCUUUUCUUUUAGGAUCAAAGGUUAAUUUAAUUCUAAAGCCAGGGGACAAAUUAAAUCUCAUUCAGUGUGUCAAGGGAGCUAAACUCUGUAUAGACGUGAACAGGAUCUCUACAGUUGAUGAAAAUGGCUCUGAUUAUUGCCAGACUACGUCACACAACAUACCAAGGGUAAUUCAACUUGUUGGCCAAUGAAGCUAAUAAGCCUUAUUUUAUGAGGUCCUGGUACUUAGCCAGUGUUUUUAAUGAAAUGAAAUGAGAAUACUAAAAUCUUAUAAGGGAUAUACUGUUCUAAGGAAAAUUUAAUCAAAUUUUAAAAAAUCCCACCAAGUUAUUAGCCAAUAGCUUAGGGUUACCUGGGAUAGAUAUCCAACCUGCUACAGACUGGUUAUGGGAUAAGUGCGCUAAAGGGCUGCCACAAACAAGUUUUUUGCUGUUAAAAUAUUUCAUUGGGAAAAUAUUUAUAGUUGCAAGAAAGUUCUUGCUGUAUUUUUAUGUAAUGAUGUUUGACAAUAAAAAGUUUUUUGUUUUUCAUUUUCCAUUUUCAAUUUGUUACUACUCUAAUCCCGUUAAGAAAAUCUCUUUAAAAGUGUUUUAAAUUUUUUUCCAAGGCUAUGACUACAAAAAAUUAUGUUGUCCAUUUAUUGGUUAGUCACAGAACCAUAAACGGAAGGGAAUUAAAAACCUCUGCUGUUGGGUUGAUUCAAUUUCUGGCCCCAUUUAAAAUAUGACUUCUUUAAAAGAUUUAUGAAUUAGUUGAAGAGCUACUGACUGCUUCAUUAAAAUAAAACUAGAAAAAAUUAGUUUAGAUAAAUAUUACUGUAUUUUGUUCUCUUCCAUCAUUUUCUUAACUCAGAAAAAAAGUUUUCUCUUCAUAGUAAUGUUGGAUCAUUUCAGUUUCUCUCCACCAUUGAGGACUUGUGCAAGCAAAAAGUGUAUUGUUUGAGUAACUCGGAUGUGGUUAACCUCAACAACUCUGGCAUUCAGCAGAUCCUGAAUCAUCAUCUAAGGGAGAUAAUUACACAGACAAAGGGCGGGAAUUUAAAUUUUGUUCACUUAAAUCAUGGUUUCUCACCAAUGUGCAUUCAGGUUAGAAUUACAUACAAAUACUUGCAACAUAUUUCAUGGCUUGAUUAUUAUUAUUUGUAUUUGUAAUGUUGUGCUUACAAAUCAUUGAGUUCAAAGGUUUGGUUCAUUCAUAAGAGGGGAUAUAAGACAUAAAAUAAAAGUCUUAUUUUAGUUACUAACUACUGUAACAUUUUGAGAGUUUCAUCAAAAAAUGGUUCAUUAAUUUCUUCUGACUCACUUAAAAUAUAAAAUUCUCACUAUAGGCAUUGAAGCUGGGAUACCAACGUGGUGUUGCUAUUGCCUGCCAUCCUGUUCACAGUGACUUGCUGCAAGAGAUGGCAACCAGGCACCACGUUGAUUUUGGUAGGCUGAAACUUGUGAGUGAUGUGGAUGAAUUUAUAGAGCUAAUGGAAGGCGACAACACACCACAGACUGGAACAACCAACAACUCACCAAAUUGUCUUGCAAAAAGAAUGACAGAGGACACCUCCCAAACUACACCAGCUGGUUUAAGUGCGGUGGAGCUCAGACUCAGGGAUAACGAUAGAGGUGUUGUGGUAUUGUGUGAUGUAGUGGAUUAUCAGGGACGGAUUGUGGAGAACCUGUCAGAUCAGCUCAAUGUUUUAAAGUAAGUUUUUCUGGGAUGUUUUUUUUUAUUCACUUUUGCGUUAAACUUUUUAUGUAGCACUAUCUCAACAGAGAUAUGUGAAAUGUGUAUAUUUAACAUUAUUACGGGUACAUGAAUUUUAGGAUCAUAAAUAUUUAUGAAAAAUAUUUAUUUUUCUUGUAAAAAGGUUGUUUUCACUGUUUGUCACUUACCGUUAUCCUUAAACUUUGUUAGGGAAGCUUUCUUGUUUUCUUCAGUAAAAAAGAGUCUGGACUAUUGAUAAAAACAUUCCAAGUCCAUCAGUAGAAACUUUCAAAUUUUUUUCUUUUCAUAAAGUCUCAUCCUGCUUGUUUAAAUUUCAAUGCAUUGUUUCUUUGUCUUUUAAUCUAGUUGCUUUACUGAAACGUGAUUUGAGAGUCACAACUUAGUAUUUACUUAACAUAUUUACACCACUGUCUGAGCAAAGAGAAGCAAGUGAACCAUCUUUAUUAAGGAGAACUUCAAUGCCAUAUAGAAUCAUGCCCAAUAACAUAAGUCCUUAUGAUAAUCAAAUCAAAACCAUCUCAUAUCAUAUUGUUGGGGGUGAGUCAAGUUGUUUCCUAUGACUGAGUAACCUUACAGGCAAUAUCUGUUGCUGACAAAAAUCCUUGUCCCUUAUUAAAAUCAUGUUAUCACAUCACUUGAAAUUUAGAGAUGUAUUUAUUCAGUCCUCAUUUGCUGUCAGGUGCUUGAGGCAACACCGACUAAUGCCUCUUCAGUCUAUCUAGUUGCUUCUAAACUUUGUCAACCUUGUGUGUUUUCAAUCAAUGAGUUCUCGAAUUUCAGAUUCUGCCUGUCUGACUAUACAUCCAAGUUUGUCCUGCCUGAGAGUGUGGAAGUCUAUGGUGUAUUGAUUGAGUCACAAGAUCUGCUAUGUCUCAGCAGGAUUCAAUCAGAUGACAACACUUUGGGUUACAAAAUUGGCCAGUUUUUCAACAAGUUUUCAGUAAUGAUUUAGUUUUUUUCUCAACCUAAAGAAAUAAUUAUGUUAUAUAUUAUUUAAGAAAACAAUUAAUUGUAUUCUUCCUUGCACAGUUAGUUCAUCUAUAGUUUUUUUCCCAUUAUCCAUAGUAUUUCUUAGAAUAUAUUUUUACAUUUGCAUUAUGAAAGCAACAAAGCCAGCCAUACUGGCUUAUUGACUUGAAAGCAUUUUAUUAAUUUUCUCCCGGUCUCCCCUAGAAGUUCAAAUUAUGCUAAUUGUACCUGUGGCCAUUUGUUUUUUGCACUUUCAGGAGAUUUUGUACAACAAAUUAAAUAAAUGUCACUUUCUAUUUGACAUUUUAGACCAGGAACUACCAAGGCAUCAUGUUGAGCACAUUAUCUCACACAAAGCUGUCGGAACCCUUCAAAAUGUUCACCUUUAGCCUCAAGAAAAUUUUUGAUGCACCCUGGUCUGAGCCAGUAAGUGAACAGGAGAAGGGUGCUCAAACUACAGCUCAUGGCCCUUCUUCCAAAACAACUCACAAUGAUGGGUCUGAUCAUUCAGAAUGUGUUGAGUUUGACACUGAUGGGUCUAGUCAUUCAGAAUGUGAUAAGUUUGAAAUAAAAUCAAGUUUCUCCAAAACACUUCAUGUCAUUGGUUCCAAUGAUAUUACAACUUCGGACAGUGGUCAGCCAGCCAGUGCAUGUGAGCAGACUAACACUGCCUCAAUGUCCAUAACUGAAAAGCUCUCACCUUCCUCUUGUCAUGAAUGCCCCACGACUGCCCACCCCACAGAUGUGGUGCACAAAAUAACUCAAGUAUAUAAAAAAUCUGAUUGUUCCAUCAAGUGUCAACAUGAGCCUAACAUGACAGAAUCCACGGCUCUGUCUAAAACAGUUGAUACAAAAGACUGUGAACAUCUUGAAAACACCAUUACAGACUUAAACGUAGAAAACAAUAAUGUGAGCCUAGAUUCUUCAAGCAUCUGCUUCUCACCUACUCAGUCCAUAACAUCAAAAUUUGAUUUGAAUGAAUCUGUAAGUUUAAGUAAGCAAGGAUUUGAGGAUCAAGCAAAAAGAAGGAAAAUCAACAGCCAGUCCAAAGAGGAGACAUUUGAACACCCGCAGUCUGAGAAUGAGAAUAUCGACUCUAAGAAUAUGGACCAAACACAGAACUUGAAGGUAAUUUUAGGCAUUUGUGCGUUAAGUAAUUUUUAGUAGUCAUGUUUUUCUUGUGUGGUGAUAUCCUUUUUGUUUUUUUUAUUGUACUCCUCUUGACUACAGCCAGGAAAAGUUUCAAGGCGUCCACACAUGAUUUUUUUCUGACAACUAUUUCUGUUAGGUACCGUAUGGGAAAUCAUGUCAAGCCAAAUAAAUACCAUGCCAAUGAGCUGCUUUUUGAUGACAUUAAUUGUAAUUGAGGUGUUCUUUUGACUUAUUGGCCAGAAAUGGAAAAGUUAUACAACUUUGCAUUUCAUGUCUGAAUUAACAACUAUUAGAAGCUGCAUCUAAAGCCCUAUUUGAAAAUCUGUGCAGAGAGGCUCUGUAUUCAGACCACCGUUCGUAAAUGAUCUGCUAAAAUAAUGGAAACACUAUCAAUUGACUAUCACUAUUUGUAUUACAGAUUCCAAUCAUUCAGACGGGCAGAGUCACAGCUUUAGUCUACUGGUUUGUCCAGCACAUCUCGCCCACAGCCAGUAUCAACACACUUGAUCAACCAUUGUACUGGCAACAGGCCGCUGUAAUGGCCCAACAGUCCCCAAGUGUCCUACAGGGGGAGGUAUUAGGUUUGGAGUGCAGGUUGGGUAACUCUGCCAUAAGCUUUAACAUAAUACAUGAAUGACCUCCCAUACACCCUGGGUAAAAUAUUCAGUCUGUAAUUUCCUAGUGGUAUCCUUCCCAACAGACCAAUUAUGUGCUCAAAGUCAUCUACUAUAGUUCUCCAGAUGCAUUCCUUCCUUUUAAAAGAACCCCCUUGGUGAAUCAAAUCUCAAACAUUAGGUACUUUGACAGAACCUUAAAUUUGUCCUUUUGCCAUAAAUGAUACAGCAAUAACACCAUGUUCUUAUCUUUUAUAGAAGUGGAUUUAUUAUUAUUCCUUUUUUUUUCCUUCUUUUUCAUAUGAAGCUAAAAGUAUUUUUGGUCACAGAAUCAGAAAGAUAAGUUUACAAAAUUUGCACAAAUUAUCCGCUGGAUCCUACCUGUUUGAUAUCUGCU
Molecule: messenger RNA, 6224 nt
Organism: Lymnaea stagnalis (great pond snail)
Lineage: Eukaryota; Metazoa; Mollusca; Gastropoda; Lymnaeidae
Source: the annotation of a GenBank genome assembly